GCCAUCUCAUCUUUCCAAAGCAGCACUCUCUCUCUCUCUCUCUCUCUCUCUCUGAAUCUUCGCAGCCUAUACUGAGGAGGAGGAGGAGGAGGAGGAGGGGGGUCCUGUAUUCUCGGAAUCUUUGGCCUUGAAAUUUCCCCGCCACGCCUCUCAGCCUCCAUUUCCGUACACCCCCCUGAGGAAAAGUGAUCCCUGAAAACGAUGCAGAGGAUCACCGCCGCGAAGAGGGCCCUGGCUGCCCAAGCCCACCGGACCUUCUCCCAGUCGGCCGCCUCCCUCCGGGAACCUGAGCUCCCCAAAAUGCCGGCGUUCGAUUACACCCCCCCGCCCUACUCUGGCCCCCCCGCGGCGGAGAUCCUCGCCAAGAGGAAGGAGUUCCUCAGCCCCUCCCUUUUCCAUUUCUACAAGAAACCCAUCAACAUCGUGGACGGGAAGAAGCAGUACCUGUUCGACGAGGAAGGGAGGAGGUACCUGGACGCGUUUGGCGGGAUCGCCACAGUGUGCUGCGGCCACUGCCACCCCGAUGUGGUCUCCGCAGUAGUCAAGCAAAUGAACCGCAUCCAGCACUCCACCGUGCUCUACCUGAACCAUGCCAUCGCCGACUUCGCCGAGGCCCUGGCAUCAAAGAUGCCCGGUGAUCUCAAGGUGGUUUUCUUCACGAACUCGGGGACGGAAGCAAAUGAACUGGCGCUGAUGAUGGCGAGACUGUACACGGGAUGCCAGGAUAUCAUAUCCAUUAGGAACGGGUACCACGGGAACGCGGCAGGGACCAUGGGAGCCACUGCCCAGAGCAUCUGGAAAUUCAACGUGGUUCAGAGCGGAGUCCACCACACCUUAAACCCAGAUCCAUACCGAGGAGUUUUUGGAUCUGAUGGAGAGAAGUACGCAAAGGACGUGCAAGAUCUCAUCAACUUCGGCACUUCGGGUCACGUGGCUGGCUUCAUCUCCGAAGCUAUACAGGGUGUUGGAGGAAUUAUAGAGCUUGCCCCGGGUUAUUUGCCUGCUGCAUACAGCACUAUCAAGAAAGCUGGAGGCCUUUGUAUAGCUGAUGAGGUUCAAUCAGGAUUCGCUCGUACAGGGAGUUUCUGGGGGUUCGAAUCCCACGGGGUUGUCCCCGACAUCGUAACAAUGGCCAAGGGCAUUGGAAAUGGGAUCCCGCUCGGUGCAGUGGUGACGACUCCUGAGAUUGCGGAGGUCCUGACUCGCCGCAGCUACUUCAACACCUUCGGUGGCAACCCAGUCUGCACUGCUGCAGGGCUGGCUGUGCUGAAUGUGAUCGAGAAGGAAAAGCUUCAGGAGAAUGCUCAUGUAGUGGGAUCCUACUUGAAGGAGAGGUUGCUUUCCCUCAAGGAUAAAUAUGAACUUGUCGGGGAUGUGAGGGGCAGGGGCCUAAUGCUAGGGCUCGAGCUUGUUACCGAUCGCAAAUUGAAAACACCUGCCAAAACUGAGAUUGUACAUGUGAUGGAACAGAUGAAAGAUAUGGGAGUCUUGGUCGGUAAGGGAGGGUACUAUGGGAACGUGUUCCGGAUAACUCCUCCUCUCUGCUUCACCAAAGAAGAUGCAGAUUUCCUAGUGGAUGCGAUGGGCUAUACACUAUCGAAGAUGUGAAGUCUCUCCAGGAUCUUAGAUAUCUGAAAGUCGAGACAUGCUUUGCUUGUUCUGUCCUGCUGCAAUCUCCUGGUGCAACCAGAGGGUCAAGUUUUCUUACAUUCGAAUAGCCCAACUGGUGAUUCUAUCUCCGAGGGCAGUUUGUUCAAUCCCGAUUUUAAGCCCUGCUUUUAAUUCUUAGUGAAAUGGUAGUUUCAUUCAAAACAAAGACAAUCUGUAAUGGCUUAGGAGUGACAGGGCCCAACUGGCUAGGAAUGCAAACAUCCAUGCCGGUUGAUGAGUGAUCGGCAGUGGGCUGAGAGAGUUCCUGACUAAUGUAUCUGCUGCCCGGUUUUCCAUCCCACUGCCGGAAUCAUCACCAUCGCCACGUUACGAACACUACUUAUGCUCCAAUGAAUCACGUCCUCUUGAAUUUUUUUUAUGGA
This is a messenger RNA of Punica granatum (pomegranate), 2033 nucleotides long. The record is from RefSeq and is a predicted model, not a curated record. NCBI's taxonomy places the organism in Eukaryota, Viridiplantae, Streptophyta, Magnoliopsida, Myrtales, Lythraceae.